Molecule: messenger RNA, 702 nt
Organism: Fraxinus pennsylvanica
Lineage: Eukaryota; Viridiplantae; Streptophyta; Magnoliopsida; Lamiales; Oleaceae
Source: the annotation of a GenBank genome assembly
AUGGCGGAAAGCCCAUCUGCUAAGAGAUGGCUUCCUCUUGAAGCUAAUCCCGAUGUUAUGAACCAGUUUCUCUGGGGACUCGGCGUUCCACCUGAUGAGGCAGAGUGCUUUGAUGUUUAUGGAUUGGACGAAGAACUUCUAGAAAUGGUUCCAAAGCCAGUGCUCGCCGUCCUUUUUCUCUACCCUAUAACAUCACAGAGCGAAGAAGAGAGGAGAAAACAAGAUAGUGAAAUAAAGGAGCUUAGUGGAGGAGUUUACUUUAUGAAGCAAACUGUAGGCAAUGCCUGUGGAACCAUUGGGCUUCUUCAUGCUGUUGGGAAUAUCACUUCUAAGAUAAAACUUGCUGAAGGGUCGUUUCUUGACAGAUUCUUCAAGUCCACUGCAAAAAUGGGUCCUUCAGAGCGUGCUGCAUUCCUUGAAAAUGACAGAGAAAUGGAAGUUGCUCAUUCAGUUGCAGCUACUGCUGGUGAAACAGAGGCUUCAGAUAAUGCAGACGCACACUUCAUCUGCUUCACAUGUGUAGACGGUCAACUGUAUGAGCUUGAUGGAAGUAAGGCAGGGCCAAUUUCACACGGCGCAUGCUCUCCAAGCACCUUAUUACCGGAUGCGGCCAAAGUUAUUCAAGAGAUGAUCCUGAAAAAUCCCGAAUCAAUCAACUUCAAUGUAAUUUCUAUCUCGAAGAAAACGGAAGCAUUCGAAUGA